This is a messenger RNA of Exserohilum turcica Et28A, 1315 nucleotides long. RefSeq lists its product as uncharacterized. The transcript has a single exon. The coding region runs from base 187 to 1125 and encodes 312 amino acids. The record is from RefSeq and is a predicted model, not a curated record. Gene Ontology annotation, molecular function: protein binding. NCBI's taxonomy places the organism in Eukaryota, Fungi, Ascomycota, Dothideomycetes, Pleosporales, Pleosporaceae.
GCUACCGCCUGCACCACUUCGUAUAUAAGACCGCCCCAGCCAGCGGGACCCCGGAUUGCCCUGACUGCAACUCCGGGCUGGCUUGCUUGUCCCAUCAACCGCCAACUCGCCUGCACACAAUUGCUGGACACGCCUCGCCACUAUCCCCGCCACCUGCCUCUCGCUCGCCAACGCUGCACACACACCAUGGGCUCCGAUCUAGAUGCCCUGGUCGACAUGGGCUUCGACCGCGAGCGCGCAGAGCUUGCCGUCAAGGUCUCCGGGGGCCUUCAGCCCGCCAUCGACUGGCUCGAGGCCAACCAGGACAAGUCCAUCGACGAGAUCAAGGCAGCGCAAGCAAGCUCCGCCGCCGCCGCUUCGGACGAGCCCCCCGCCCUCCAGCCCGGCGAAGAGGCCAAGUCGCUCGUCUGCGAUGAGUGCGGCAAGAAGUUCCGGUCUGUCAACCAAGCCCAGUUCCACGGCGAGAAGACGGGCCACGAGCAGUUCAGCGAAUCGACCGAGGAGCUCGCGCCCCUCACGGAAGAGGAGAAGAAGCAGCGGCUGCAGGAGCUGCGCGAGAAGUUGGCAGCGAAGCGCGCAAAGCAGUCAGAGCAGGACAAGGAAGACCAUAAGCGCAACGAGCAGAUCCGCAUGAAGGCCACAAAAGAGUCGCAGGACAUCCGCGAGGAGCUACAGAAGAAGGAGCGCCUCAAGGAGGCGGCGGCCAAGCGUGCAGAGAAGAAGGCAGACGAGGAGGCCAGGAAGCGCGUGCUGGCCAAGCUCGAGGCAGACAAACAGGAGCGCAAGCGGAAAGCAGAGGAGGAGAAGGCGAAGCGUGCGGGCCAGGCUCCCCCUCCUGCGCCAGCACAAGCUCCGCUCGCCACAUCGUCUGGCCCUUCGACGAGCAAGCCCGCCAGCGCAUACACCGAGGCACGACUGGCGCUACAGACGCCUGGCGGAAGAGUCAUGAAGACGUUCCCCGUAGAGACGACGCUCUUCGAGGUUGCACACGCCCUCGAGCAGGACGGCACCAGCGUCAGCACCUUCACGACAAACUUUCCCAAGAAGACAUAUGACAGGACUGACUUUGGCAUGACGCUCAAAGAGGCUGGCAUGGUGCCCAGCGCCGCCUUGAUUGUCGGAUAGACUACGACAGUCACAAAGUGCUUUCUCCGUAUUCCAUCAACCAGUACUGGGCGUAUGGUCAAAGCAUGAGAGUGGCGUUGAUGAUAUCAUGUGGGAUCCCUGGUUGGUACUCUGAAGAGAGACAUGUAGAAGUAGUUUGAUCAAGGAGGCACAAAACACCAGCCACACUCGAGAAUACUCAUGAGUUACG